AUGAAAACAAUUGCUCAAACUAAAACUAUUAAUGGCAAAGUUGAUGUUAAUCUAAAAGAGGCCGUUAAACCUCCUAGUAAAGUUGUUGAAGUGGAUGUUCAAGUGGAAGAAGAACUAGCCAAUUCAACAUUAGUCAAUUUGAACCUUGAUGACAAUUUAUCAAAUAUCCGAAAGCUACUCGAACAAAAAAGUUCGGUUAAUAUUAAUAGUACAUUAUCAUUUGCGAAAUAUAAAACCAACAAAGAAGGGAAUACCUUUUCAAAAAUAUCAGAAGAAGAUGAAGGACACAAGACUUUGGCUGAGAUUAUACAAAUGAUUAAUGAUGAAGAAUCGAAAAGUUACAAGUUGUAUCUAAGGAAAAGUUCAACCCUGGAUUGGAAAUACUUAAAUAAAAAGAGUCAAUUAGAAUUUGGACGUAUCAUCGAUCAAGGUGAAAUUAAAGAAGCUGAUAAGCAAGCGUAUGAGAUGACAGAUUGCAAAUUAACUUUAAUGAAUGAAAGUAACAAUUAUAAAUUCGAAUCAAAAGAAGAAUGGAUGAUGUCAUCAAAUUCUUACUUUUCCGCGGAUAUGAGUGCACAGUAUUACGCGAAAUUAGGAAUCUCUUCCGAAAUAAAAAGAAGCGAAAAAUCAAGUUCUGAAACUAAUUUAUCAUAUCAUUGCACACAAUAUGAAAGAGCUUCUCUAGAAUUUAGUAAAUAUUUAAAACCAAGAGAAGAAUUUAUUGAUGCGGUAAAAGAUGCUUUAAAUUCAAAGGACGUAAAGAAGUUGAAGUUAAUCCUUGAGGAAUUUGGUCAAUUCAUCUCAACUGAAGUUAUCUUUGGUGGUAAGGCUUAUAUUGAAGGGUUAAAGGUUUCAAAAGAACUUUCAAAUGAAAGUUCUAAUGAAGUUUCGGCGAAUCUAAGUUCCGGAGCCGCAGCUGCAAAAUUAGGUCUCGCUUCUAAAUCUUCAAAUGAAAGUUCCGAUUACUCACAACGCGAUUGUUUAAAGUUAAUCGGAGGAAAGGUGCCCGAUAUUACAAAGUUUGACGAAGAUUCUUGGUAUAAAUCUUUGAGUGAUUAUAGAAAUUGGGAUUGCAUAGAAUUUCAAAAUCCUGCUUGUAUCUUUAAAUUUUUAAAGGAGACAGAAUUACAAAAGGAUUUCUCUUCACUCGUUGGAAAAAAAAUUAUUUAUUCAAAAGUUGAAACCAUCGAUUAUUUGUUGGAGGCACAUGGAAAACCCAAAGUUGUUGAAUUGGUGAAUAUACCACCUAAUGUUUUAAAGAUUGUACAUAACAAGGAAGCUGAUUGUAACUUUUUCGCAACGGUCAUUGACACGAAAGAUGGGAAGAAUGAUUUCUUUCAUUGUCAAAUCCUUUAUUCGUCAGAUGAACAACCAAGCCUUAUAAUUCAUUGUAUUCAAAAUGAAUUUAAAAAACGUGAAUGUAAAUUGAAAAUCCGAUGGAUGGUCGUUGGUUAUCGCACAGAUUUGGAUUUUGCCCUCAGAGAUUUUGAUGUUCAAUUACAUAUAGAAAGACAUGAUUUUGAUGCGUCAAAAAAUGCGAUCAUGUCCAAUAGGGAGUUAUUGAAAUUCAAACCAAGCCUAAAGAAUUUUGCUAUCUUUGGAAUCCCUGUGUUAAAUCAUUUAGAAAAUGAAUUUCUCGUUAUUGGUCAUCAUUUUUAUAAAACUAACGAUAAUAAUAUCGGAAUAUACGCGUUCGCUUUUGAUGUAAAAAAUAAUCAUUAUGUUACCUUACCCAAAUUUACCUUUUAUACACUCGUCAUUUCAAAUUAUCCUAAUUCCAAUGCUUAUGGUACAUCCUCUUUUGAAUGUGAUAAUAGUGCAUUACCAAAGUAUUUUAGUUUAUUUUCCAAAGAAGAAAAGAAUUGUGGUCCAGUUUUUCUGAAACAAAAACAACGUGAAGUUAAAGCAAAAACUAUACUUGAUAAAAUGUGUACUCAAGUCUCCUGUAUUUGCAAAAAUGAACUUUUCAACAAGACAAAAGAUAAUUUGGAAUAUUACUUCUUCAAUCCAGAAACCUUCUUGAGCCACAAUGAGUCUUAA
This is a messenger RNA of Funneliformis mosseae, 2040 nucleotides long. Lineage: Eukaryota; Fungi; Glomeromycota; Glomeromycetes; Glomerales; Glomeraceae. The record is from the annotation of a GenBank genome assembly.